AUGAAGAUUAACUACAAUGCACAAGAAAUCAAAGAAGCUCCAAAGAAAAUGGGAUUUUCCUUCAAAUCAAUAACUUGUGAGAAAGAUGAAGGCUCUAGUAAUGAUGAUGAUGAUGAGGAGAUGGUUAUGUUUGCAAAGAAAUUCAAAAAAUUCAUGAAGUUCAACAAAGCCAAAAGAUUCCCAAGAAAAGACAUCAUUAAGGGUGAACCAAAAGAGGAGAAAGUUGUUCCAGAUGAGUUUUUCAGGCUCAUGGAACAAGAAAAGAAGCUUAUAAAACCCUACUGGGAGGGAACAUAUUUAAUCAAUCUGGGUGAUGAUAAGGUAAGAAAGGAAAUUAGGAUUGAAACCACUCUUAUGCCAAAGCAAAGUCAAUUAUCAAAGGAUCUACUCAUUGAGUUCUCAGAUGUGUUUGCAUGGUCAUACCAAGAUAUGCCGGGUUUGGACACUAAUAUCGUGGAACACAUGCUACCUUUGAAAUUAGAUUGCGAGCCCAUAUACCAGAAGUUGAGAAGGAUGAAACCUGAUAUGCUUUUGAAGAUUAAAGAAGAGGUUAAAAAACAAUUUGAUGCAAGAUUUUUGGAAGUAGCUAAAUACUCAGAGGUCAUGCCGUUUGAUCUAAAAAAUGCUGGGGCCACGUAUCAACAAGCAAUAGUGACAUUGUUUCAUGACAUGAUGCAUAAAGAGAUUGAAGUUUAUGUUGACGAUAUGAUAGCAAAGUCCGCUAGGGAGGAAAGUCAUGUGGAAAACCUCUGCACACUAUUUGAAAGAUUGAGGAAAUACAAAUUAAGAUUGAAUCCAACAAAAUGUACUUUCGGGGUAAAGUUGAGGAAGUUAUUGGGUUUCGUAGUGAGUGAACAGGGACUUGAAAUAGAUCCGGAUAAAGUUCGAGCAAUUCAAGAUUUGACACCUCUUAAAACCUAA
Messenger RNA from Gossypium arboreum, 921 nucleotides. RefSeq lists its product as uncharacterized. Lineage: Eukaryota; Viridiplantae; Streptophyta; Magnoliopsida; Malvales; Malvaceae. The record is from RefSeq and is a predicted model, not a curated record. The transcript is spliced from 3 exons. Bases 1 to 921 code for a protein of 306 amino acids.